AUGUCUUCUUCUAGUACUACUACUCUUCCAUUAUGCACCAACAAAUUCCUCUCUUCUUCCUUCACCACCAACAACUCAUCUUUCUUAUCAAAACCCUCUCAACUUUUCCUCCACGGAAGGCGUAAUCAAAGUUUCAAGGUUUCAUGCAACGCCAACAAUAAUGUUGGCGAGCAUGACAAAAACCUUGACGCUAUUGAUAGGCGAAAUGUUCUUUUAGGGUUAGGAGGUCUUUAUGGUGCUGCUAAUCUUGCACCAUUAGCCUCUGCUUCUCCUAUACCACCUCCUGAUCUAAAAUCUUGUGGUGUUGCCCAUGUAAAAGAAGGUGUUGAUGUGUCAUACAGUUGUUGCCCUCCUGUACCCGAUGAUAUCGAUAGCGUUCCGUACUACAAGUUCCCUCCUAUGACUAAACUCCGCAUCCGCCCCCCUGCUCAUGCGGCGGAUGAGGAGUAUGUAGCCAAGUAUCAAUUGGCUACGAGUCGAAUGAGGGAACUUGAUAAAGACUCUUUUGACCCUCUUGGGUUUAAACAACAAGCUAAUAUUCAUUGUGCUUAUUGUAACGGUGCUUAUAAAGUUGGUGGUAAAGAGUUGCAAGUUCAUUUCUCGUGGCUUUUCUUUCCGUUUCAUAGAUGGUACUUGUACUUCUACGAAAGAAUUUUGGGAUCACUUAUUAAUGAUCCAACUUUUGCUUUACCAUAUUGGAAUUGGGAUCAUCCAAAAGGUAUGCGUAUACCUCCCAUGUUUGAUCGUGAGGGGUCAUCUCUUUACGAUGAUAAACGUAACCAAAACCAUCGCAAUGGAACUAUUAUUGAUCUUGGUCAUUUUGGUAAGGAAGUUGACACACCUCAGCUCCAGAUAAUGACUAAUAAUUUAACACUAAUGUACCGUCAAAUGGUGACUAAUGCUCCUUGUCCGUCCCAAUUCUUCGGUGCUGCUUACCCUCUGGGGGCUGAACCAAGUCCGGGAAUGGGUACUAUUGAGAACAUCCCUCAUACUCCGGUUCACAUCUGGACCGGUGACAAACCUCGACAAAAAAACGGUGAAAACAUGGGUAAUUUCUAUUCAGCCGGUUUAGACCCGAUUUUUUACUGUCACCAUGCAAAUGUGGACCGGAUGUGGGAUGAAUGGAAAUUAAUUGGCGGGAAAAGAAGGGAUCUAUCAAAUAAAGAUUGGUUGAACUCAGAAUUCUUUUUCUACGAUGAAAAUCGCAACCCUUACCGUGUGAAAGUCCGUGAUUGUUUGGACAGUAAAAAAAUGGGAUUCAGUUACGCUCCAAUGCCAACUCCAUGGCGUAAUUUUAAACCAAUCAGAAAAACUACAACAGGAAAAGUGAAUACAGCGUCAAUUGCACCAGUCACCAAGGUGUUCCCACUGGCCAAGCUGGACCGUGCGAUUUCGUUCUCUAUCACCAGACCAGCUUCGUCAAGGACUACGCAGGAGAAAAAUGAGCAAGAGGAGAUACUGACAUUCAAAAAGAUAGCCUAUGAUGAUACUCAGUAUGUAAGGUUCGAUGUGUUCCUGAACGUUGACAAGACUGUGAAUGCGGAUGAGCUUGAUAAGGCGGAGUUUGCGGGGAGUUAUACUAGCUUGCCGCAUGUUCAUGGAAAUAAUACUAAUCAUGCUACGAGUGUUACUUUCACGCUGGCGAUAACAGAACUGUUGGAGGACAUUGGAUUGGAAGAUGAAGAUACUAUUGCGGUAACUUUGGUUCCAAAAGUUGGUGGUGAAGGUGUAUCCAUUGAAAGUGUGGAGAUCAAGCUUGAGGAUUGUUAAGUCCUCAUGAGUUGGUGGCUAUGGUACCGAAUUUUAUGUUUAAUUAGUAUUAAUGUGUGUGUUUGAUUAUGUUUCGGUUAAAAUGUAUCAGCUGAUUACUAGCCUUGCCAGUUGUUAAUGCUAUGUAUGAAAUAAAUAAAUAAAUGGUUGUC
Solanum stenotomum is the source of this 1922-nucleotide messenger RNA. RefSeq names its product catechol oxidase B, chloroplastic-like. Bases 1 to 1770 code for a protein of 589 amino acids. Gene Ontology annotation, molecular function: catechol oxidase activity. The record is from RefSeq and is a predicted model, not a curated record. Gene Ontology annotation, biological process: pigment biosynthetic process. The transcript has a single exon. Lineage: Eukaryota; Viridiplantae; Streptophyta; Magnoliopsida; Solanales; Solanaceae.